Messenger RNA from Ruditapes philippinarum (Manila clam), 5119 nucleotides. RefSeq lists its product as uncharacterized. Lineage: Eukaryota; Metazoa; Mollusca; Bivalvia; Venerida; Veneridae. The transcript has 5 exons. The record is from RefSeq and is a predicted model, not a curated record. Bases 107 to 1099 code for a protein of 330 amino acids.
AUUCUAAACAAAAUUUCUAAUGCGCAUAUACUACUGUUAGAUUUAUAUAAAAUACUUAAGACAAAAAGAAAUAUAAAACGACUGAGGUUACGUUCAUUAAACAACAAUGUCAGUACAUGAUCGACAACAUGCGGGAAGCGAUGGGGAAAUCAAUCUGAGCGUUGAAAACAGGAAACUACUUACUGAAAUAGAGAAUCUUUGUAGUAACACAAGGAGAAAAGUAGAAAAUGUGUUGUUAAUAGGAAAAGUUGGUGCUGGCAAGAGUUCUCUAAUCAAUUCUGUCAGGAAAGCAUUGACCGGUCAAUACAUUCCAAAAGCUCCAGCUGGAAAAGGGUCGUCUUCGUCGAAGACUAAAGCUUUAGAAAGGUUUGAAAGAUGUGGUGUAGAAGAGGAUGACUUAAUACAUGACAGAGACCGGUACAUGAAAAUAUCUCACGUGCCGACGAUAUUUGAUUUCCCUGGAUUAGGUGAUACAGAAUUCGAAGGUUUAGAAGAAAUACUUGAUCUGAUAAUCAAAGGUGAUGUGGCGCCAUAUACGAGUCUAAGAUAUUUGAUAGAAUCUCAAAACAAAACAAAGAAUGACCAUGAAAAAGAAUGUGAAUUAAAACAGCCUUACCCUAACAGUAAAAUCUCUACAAUUUUGUUUGUGCAAAGCUGCCGUGAAUCAGCACCAAAGAAUUUGAUUUCGUGUCUUCAGAAAGUCCUCGACAAAUCUGGCCCCGACGGAAAACUCUUAUACACUGGAAAAGUACAUGUAGUAAUGACGAAGUUUGACCUGGUGAAUCACCAGGACAAUAGUGAUGAUGAAACCACCGAAAUGAUAUCGGAAGAUAACUAUAUGGAUAUAGAAAACGAUAUGGCUGAUCUUUUCAAUAUCGAUGGAAAUCGACAAGACAACCUUACUAAAUGGACAAGCUAUUCAGAUCGUUUGGACGCUGAGCGUGAUAACCCAGCCGUAGACAACAGUGCUCUUAAAUUGAUUAAAAUGAUAAUGACACAUGGUACUCAGGCGGAACUCAUGCCCGCGAAACCCAUGCCGGCGAAACCUAUGCCCGCGAAACCCAUGCCGGCGAAAGAUGAUUCUUGUCAGAUUUUGUGACUUAUCAUCUACAGAAGCUAUUUAGUUUUUGUAAAGAAAGUAGGCUAUUAAUACUUGUUUUACAAGAUGUAUGUAGUCAGUUGAGCUCAAGAAGCCAGCAUUUUAGAGUGCACGUUUGCAAAAUGCAACAGCAAACUGAUUGAAAUAUAUAAGAUUAACAUGAAGAUUGUUUCAAGCUUUUGAUUGAUUUAAAGGAAAAUAUUGCACAUUGCUACGGUUGAUUAUGCCCUUGAUUUUUUCGACUGAUAUAAAGCGUCACGUACAUAUACUGUUUGUUUACGGCUUCGUUUAACUGUGAAGAACAAACAUAACUGCACAGUAACGAUUCUUAUAAUUAACAAAACUUAUUUGAUCAAACAAAUGCAUAUAUUAUUAUGUGAAUUUGAUAUGAACAUAUAGUUUUAAUUUUGUGAUUGUCAUUCAAAGAUAAACGAUAUUUUUAAAUAAAUGAUUGUUCUUCCAAGAUAAACACUGAUACGUGUUUCUUAGAUGCAAAUGAAAAUAUUUUUAUCCUAUUAUCGGAAGAAUAUGACAUACCUGUGAUAAACCUCAACUAAAUACAUGUAUUGUAAAAAAGAACAUAAUAUAUUUAUAUGUAAGGGAUUUUUGACUUUGCUUAGGGUCAAUCCCGAAUAUGCAUUGUAUAGAUAAUCCCGUUAACAUCGAUUCAUUCAGUACCUAUAUAUUUGAAUAAGCUGUAUAGUAAGCGACAUAUUUUAUGUACUCCUCACAAACAAAACUUUUUAUUUGAAAUAUAUAGAUUUUGUCUUGGAUAUUUUUUACAAAAUAAAACUAGAAUCAAUGGAAUUACUUAACAUUUGAAUUGCCUUUUUUCAGUGUUAUUUCUAAUUUAUAUAGGUUUGCAUUACUGUUGGUCUAAAUAAUUGCAGAGGAUCAUGAGUAGUUAGUAGUCUUACUUAAUGGUUUGAAAUAGAUUGACGAUCCUUGGCAGAAACACAUAACGUGGCAGAAUAAUCUGAAGCAGGGUUAAGGCAGGCCAUAUUUCGCUUAGAGAUGCAUCGGUGAUCAGUUAUUGCUGACUAAUGAGAGUAACUUUUCAUUGACAGAUAUGUUAGCCGAGAUUACAGAUAUCACUUAAUGGAGUAACCAUGUGCCUUCUUAUGUAUUCUAUAUGUAUUUUAUAUGUAUUUUAUCAAUAAUGUUUUAAUUCUUUUUGAACGCCUUACGAGUAAUAUACACUUAUCAAACGGGGUAGUAUUUAAUGCAGAUAUUUCUGAAUUCCAAAUUUUACCAUUUCUUGUUUAACUGUUGAAUUCUGCUUAUGCCGGUGCGAGGGGCCAUGAAAGGUAGUUUGCACUUGACUGUACCGUCUAUAACAGGCUCAAUUGGACUUUCUCUAUGGAUUCUUAUUUUCUCUAUUUUACUGGCGAUUACAUGAUAUAAAUGUACCCAAGAUUUAAGAAAAUGGGACCAUCUCAUUGGUUCUGUAAUAAAGUACAAUAUAUUUAACUGUACCAACCUAGAUGCUUAGGAUUUCUGUGACAACAACUAUUUGCUAGGCUUUAAAAUCUGUCCGCAGCCUUUUUGGCAUUUUCCAAAAUAUUAUUUCUUCAAUGUUUAUGUUUCUCUACAAAAUAACUCAGAAUCAUUUUAGGGUUUCGGUUCGGGUUAUGGGUUAGUGUUAAGGCUAGAUGGUAUUGGAUUAAAAUUUUUAAACAUAGUUUUGCUGAAGAGAUUGUAAAAGUGCUCCCUAUUAUUUCAUUGACUUCAGAGUCCUGUCCUGUUUUUCUUUGGGGUCCUCCUAGGCUCUCUGCCGCUGGUAGGUAGAUUUGUAUUCAAAGUAGAAGGUAAAGAAUAAGACACAAGUGUACAAUCAUGUAAAUUGUGUGUUUAGUUAUGUUCUAGUUAUUCAAAUGGUUUUAAUUCUGACAUGUGCCUACGUCAAGGAGAGAUAACCGAUCCCAUUUUUAUUCUCUUUAUUUGUUACAAAUUUUAAACUUUGUUACAAGACAAUCCUGAAACAUGUUUUUGGAUUUCAGGCUUGUCUUUUAACCCACCCCUUACAUACAAUCAAUGUUGUUAUAUUUUCAUUCACAAUUGAUUGUUCGGCGUUCAUUGUUCGUUGCCCCCCUUUUAAGUCCUGCCUAUAUUUCCAAUUUAUUAUAUAACCAUUGUAAGAAAUUCUCUUUGCGGGAAUUAAUUUUAUUUUCACUGUCGUGUCAAAUAAGAAUAUAUUGUGGCUAAUAAUGAGAUUUGACGCGCCUAAAACAGGUUUAAAUUUCCUAGUGUUAUAACAACAACUGACCAAUCUAAGGCGGUACCCCUCUGUGUUUUUUUUCUCUCGCAUGUUGCACGUAUCUGCAUUAUUACUUGUUUUAAAUUUUUGCAUGAUUUGUGAUAUCUACCUUACUAAAUUGUCGUUAACGGUAGGUAUUUGCUCACCCCAACCCAUUUUUGAAACCCCUUUUCAUGCUUAUGGCCCUUGUCCUCUUAAUUCCCAUAUGGGCCCGUUAUAGUUUCUAUUACUUUACACAUUACGUGUCCGUCUCCUUUCGCCGCCCUUAUGACCACGCCGGGGUUUUGGCUUGGCAACUUCUAGUUUUUCUGCUGUGGUAGCUCGAGUGUGUAGGGGCUGCGUCAUUUGAACGUUGCCUUUGCCUUGUUGAUCUUUAUUGUCGUAUUAACCUUUGAUAGCGUUAUUUAAUUUUAUUACUUUUUGCUGAUGAUGUGGCCGUCGUUGACAAGCCACCAUGAGAAUUUUAAAAUAAUCAAAUUCUGAUAUACUGUGGGACUCAUGGUAUCACUAAAACGGAGGACUUCUUCCUGAAUGGCUAAAUCUUAAAUGUUGUAAACGAUUUUAAUUUAUUUAUGUACGUUUUUGUUACUUUACUGUAACUUCACACUUAAUCAGGAACAUUAGAUAAGAAAGCCUUAAAAUAUCUAAAUGUUUUCUUAAAAACAUUAUGGUUUUCUUUCAUUUAAAACCAUAAUAUGAUGACACUCAUUUGAUGCCUUUGUUGGCUCUAUUGUAGGAUAUGGAUAAUUUGGGGUUAUACAAGAACUAAGGAAUUAAAAAGUUUGCAAACUUAUUAUAUGUAAUAACAAAUAAUUGUUUCCCUGCUGUAUUACGAAUAAGAAAAAUCCGUUUUACAAGUCAUGCAGUCUCGAUGUGUCAGAAUUAUAAAAUUGUGAUGCCAUUUGAAAAACUCAGUCAAUUUCAAUAUAAAUACAGUGUAUUGAUUGUGUAACUAAAUGUAAAAGAUUGUAAAAAUGGUAGUCAAAAGUGAAAAAGUCCUUUUAAAGUAAAACAGGAAUGGUUGCCACAUUUAACAUUCAUUUUAUAUCUUUUGUUUAAAAAUUAUACAAAUAUUUGCAUAUAGAUGCUCAGUUUUUAACAAAAAAAAUUGUUUUUCUUGCAGAAAAUAAAAAAGUGAAUACCGCUUUAGCAUUAAUAAUGUAUGAUAAAGCAUAUAGGAUAAUUCAUAUUAUGCAUGCAAUAUGUACUUUUUAACAACAACUAUAACAUUCCUCUUGAAGAUGGAUAUUGUUAGCGCUGUAACAUUUAAGAUUUAGAGAAGGAGUAUUAUUUUUCUUAUUUAUAUUUUCAAAGGUGAUUAUUGUAACAGACCAUUUAAGAAUUGAAUUACUUUGUAUUCAUAAUAGAUGUAUAUUAAUUAAUGUAAGAAAAUAAAUAAAGGAACUUUGAAACUAAAAUAUUAUAUAAACCCUCAAUUGUAGUUUGUCCUCAUAGAAAAUUUGUACCUUUUUAUUAUGAGCUUUAUAUUUAUUGUAAACACCUUCAACCCACAUAAUUAUUAAGUUUUGUUGUAUAUAUAUGUAUUCGUUGUUUUUCAACAAGGUGAUGUACAUUUAUAUUUGUAUGAAAAAUAAACUAAAUAUUGGGAAAAAUUUAUAAAAUUAAAAGUACAAUAGAUGUAAUGGUUUUAAUUGGAUAGUUAUAGAAAUGAUGACUUAACAAACAUGUUUUAAACUUGCAUCGGCCUGUUUUAAUGCAAUGAAUACAAUUUUGUUUUCUAUUUGCUUCUUUUCUGAAAUAAA